GGACCCCUGAGGUGUCUCUCCAGCUGCUGAGUUGAAUUCCUCCCUGGUGUAAGCUCCCAGGGGGGUCUCCUUGGCCAGCCCUGCUCCUCUCCCUGGCCUGGUGAUUAUCCAGUAAGCUGCUCGUACCAGCUCACUUUUUAUAAAAGCACCUCUAGAUUUCAGCCCAGGGUUUAUUUAUUGAGUUUCUCUGCACUUUUCCUUUCUCCUCCUCUCCUGCCAAGAUCCAGAGAUGGUACAACCCAAGAUGGUACAAGAAAAUGCCAAGCUUAGUUUUUUUAGGUCACCGUAAACUACACGCUUAUCUGCUUUCAGAACACAUAAGCCACAGGAUGUCAUUUCAAGUCAACACAGAAGGAUAAGGACUAGAAAGUUGUUUUUGGCUGUAGAUAUGAAUAAAUCAGGAUCAUGUUGGGGGAGUAUAUGUUUGUAUACAAGCAGCCUUUUUUAAGGGCUCUUUUUUAACCCAGAGCCUUCUUCCUCUUUCCUCAAAGGAUCCAUAUUCUUCUGGCAACAAAGAUCUUUUUAUAUCUUGGGUUUUCAUAUUCUGCCCAGCCUAUCGUAAGAGAGCACAAAUCUACUAAAUAGUAAAAUGAGGGAUUACUUCCACUCAUCUGUUGACAGACAUUUCUCCAAAUUGGAUCAAAUGAUUAAAGGUAUUAGAAUGACGUCUUGCAGAUCCAGAUCAAAUCAUUUGAAACCUUGAGACCGUUUCUCCUUUACUUGGAAGAAACCACCAGAAAUAGUUGUAGGUGCUAAUUGCCCAUUAUUCUCACUAAUGUGAAGUUGUUAAUUGGGACCUUUGAAUAUUUUACUUGCUUGAAUCCUAACCAGGGGAGUUCAAGAUGGAAGGACUCUGCAGUGGCUCGCUUCCUGAUGUGCCAUUUGGGGUCUCUUCCAACGCCUGAAUGGUUCUUCCUCAAGUUGCUUACGCUGAGAAGAGGGGUCCAGGCUGUGAAAUCUUCCAACACCUCCCAUUACAAAGAUGGCACUGCUGAAAGUCAAAUUCAAUCAGAAGAAACGGGUAAAACUAGCGCAGGGACUAUGGCUCAUGAACUGGUUUUCAGUGUUUGCUGGAAUCCUUGUUUUUAGCAUGGGAUUGUUCCUCAAAAUUGAACUCCGGAAGCGAAGCGAAGUGAUGGACAAUAAUGAAAGCCACUUUGUGCCCAAUUCUUUGAUAUUGAUGGGUAUAUUAUCCUGCGCCUUCAAUGGUUUUGCUGGAAAGAUUUGUUACGAUUCUCUGGAUCCCGCUAAAUUUGCCAAGUGGAAGCCUAUGCUGAAACCUUACCUGGCACUAUGCUUCAUCUUUAACAUCCUCGUUUUCUUCGUUGCUCUGAUUUGCUUUCUCAUGCGGGGCUCUCUGGACAGCACACUGGCCCAAGGGCUCAAGAAUGGCAUGAAGUUCUACCGGGACACAGACACCCCUGGAAGAUGCUUCAUGAAGAAGACCAUCGACAUGCUCCAAAUUGAGUUCAAAUGCUGUGGGAACAACGGCUACAAAGACUGGUUCGAAAUUCAGUGGAUCAGCAACAGAUAUCUGGACUUCAGCUCCAAAGAAGUGAAAGAUCGGAUCAAAAGCAACGUGGACGGAAGGUACUUAGUGGACGGCGUCCCCUUUAGCUGCUGCAACCCGAGCUCCCCAAGACCCUGCAUCCAGUACCAGGUCACCAACAACUCAGCUCACUACAGCUACGACUACCAAACGGAGGAGCUCAACCUGUGGAACCGUGGCUGUCGGGAAGCCCUCCUGAACUACUACAGCGGCAUGAUGAGCUCCAUGGGUGCCGUCACCCUCCUCGUCUGGCUUUUUGAGAUAUCGGUGAUGAUUGGCUUGCGCCUUCUACACACCUCUCUGGAAAGCAUUCCAAACCCCGAAGACCCUGAAUGUGAAAGUGAAGGGUGGGUGCUGGAGAACAGCCUGAAGGACACUUUUAAAUCUGCACUGGAGAAUUUGAAAAAGCUUGGUAAGUUCAAUCAGGUGGAAGCAGGAGCCGAAGGGGCCGAAGGAGAGGAAGGAGGGAAGACGCCAGCCAUCACAACGGUCAGUUGAGCUGCUAAUUGAUGUGGACUUUUUCCUCAGAGAAAAAUAAAACAAACUGAGAAUUGUGAAUAUCUACAUUUUAAAAGUUAUGUAUCAACCAUCAGAAUACACAUUUCUGUGCAUGUUCUUUUUUGUAUAUGGGAGCAUACAACAUAGUGCACCUUGGGAUAAUACUCUUAUCCGCAAUGUGAGUACACCAUAUCCAUAUCUUUUUGGGGAUAUGAUCCCAACUAGGACUCACAAUAUUCACGUGUUCUCAUAUCAGGGAAAGUUAGUUUAAAAAUUAAAAAAAAAAUAAAAAAAAUAAAAAAAAUUGCUGGCAUCACACAGUGAUCCAUUCCACCUUAUUUUGAAAUUAAAAGUGAAAUUUGAAAAGUUAAUAUUUUUUGUUCAAGAUGUUUUAUCAGUACAAUUUCUAUAUUUCAGCUUUUAAAGACAAACAGAUUGGGUUUCUGGAGAGUAACAUGUUAGAAUUGAAAGGAAGGAGGAUUUCUAGAAUUGUAUAUAACUUAGUAUACAGGUAUUUUGACAAACCUCUCAUAUAAUGUGAUUUUUGUUAAUGUGCUAAGCAAUGGUAUUUUCUGCUGUAUUCUUAAGAUGUACAUAGAACAAAUGCAAACUUAUGCUGAGAAUUUAUACACUAAGAAAAAAUCAUAAUUUAAUGAAGCAGCCAAGCAUCAUGAAAACAACAUUAAGGUAAGAUUCAUGGGGUUUGUUUCUCAGGGCUUUCUGCAGGCUGUAUAUCUUGAAUGCAUGUGUUGUAGACUUACGCUGCACCUUGUAUUUAAAUUCUACACAGAAGCUUAGAAGAUUCUUUCUGUAGUGGGUCAAAUCCGUGCUAUGAGCAUGUGCCAGUUACUGUUACUCUGGACAUUUUACAGAGUAUGUAACCUCAUAGCUUGCUCCAGAAUAUUCAAGCCCAACUAUUUUUAAGGCAAGAAAAGAAAAGAAACCCAAAAUCAAAAUGGCCCCUUGGAACUCACACUUUAAAUGUUUUUCAGGGUCCUGGAAAAUGGAUACCAUCGAUCCACAAGUACAUCAAGCCUCAAACUUUCAGGCCAGGGAAAACUAAGUUUAAAUCAAUCCUCAGUGUGCAAAAUUUUGCAAAUUUUACUUUUCUAUCGGUGAUAGGGUACCUGCCAUUAUAUUUUUUAAAUCAAUGGGAAGGCACAUUUUGAGUCUGCAUCUCUCUAAACAUACUCUCAUAGCUGGAGGAUCCUGUUCUCAUUAUACCAUGUUGGAAUAAAGCAUGGAAAGAGUUUGCUGUGGUGCACAGCCUCUAGUAAGGCAACAGAGCAUCAUCUUGAGUUUUUCUUCAGCUGCCAGAUAACUUCAGCUAAAGGGAAAGAAACCCAAGAGAACAAGCCCCAGUCAUGCACAAAUUAUUGCAGACACCUCAGUCCCUCUGCUGCAAGCCAGGCACCAUGCUUAUUUUUACUCUGGAUGGGAAAACCCUCUACUGCUCCAAGGUGUACCUCGGAGAGGUUUCUCAGUAGGUCCCUUCCGUUGGCUGGUCUUCAAAGUAAGCCAUGUUUGCAGCUGCCUAAUCAUUGCACAGCCCACUGGUUUUUGUUCUUAAUCACUUGUGCACUUGCCCCAGCAGUGCUCAGCUUCUCUGGCUUUUGUUCAAACUCCUUCUAGGAUGGACAGACCAGUUCAAGGCAGGACAGGUAAGGACGUGUCUGAACAUCAAGCCAUAGUUUCUAUCUCAGUGGCCAGGCUGUUUCAGGCCAUCUGCAUGCAAGGUUUGAUUUUGACAGGUAUUUGUGGUGUCCUUUCACUUUUUCAAAGCUGGCCAAAGCUUUAAACUUACGAUAACGAAUUUAGUUACAAUAAAUUAAAGUCACUCUCUUCUUUUGUGCAUAAGACUGUCUAGAACAUGGGCACCGACAAAAAGCCAAUUUGCUACUCACCACAGCCUAUCAUCUCUUGUUUUGCUGAGGGACACUCUGCAUGGCAGAACCGUACGAACCAGAGCAACUCCUCCCUUCUCAGUCAGACGUUGCUAUGGCCGGCUGCCCCUCCCAGCUGGACCUUAGAGAAGAGCAGGACUGUGGAUGGCACACGAUGUGGCCCACAUGUAUCAGAGAAGAGCUUUUCAGAGGAGUCACGUGUGGAUAGGAGCUGCGUUACAAGGAUUAAUUACAGUUUUUCCUUGUGAGACUUCAGCGUGCUGUGAUCUAUACCAGUUAUUUGACUAGACAUCUGAUUUUUCAAAGAGAUCUAGAUUUAUUGCUGCCCUAGAAAUCUGGUUUAGGCCAUUAAUUUAGACAGGACUCCCCAGUUAUUUGUGGUCUAUAUUUUUUUCAGUUUGCUGCUACGGCAACAUAACAAAUUGUCAAAUUAUUCUUUCAACACCGCAUUGAGAAGCCAGUUCCCAGAGCAAUGGUAUUAGUCAGGUAAAGAGACCAUCUGAGACAGGUUUAUGAUGAACAGUACUGGAACCAGGGAAAAAACAGUGUCUAAAAUAAAGCCUCCUGGUUGGUGGAGAUCUUUGUAACACGAUUACCACAAGACUGUUAUACGACUGCUUUGUAAAAUAUAUCAUGUAAUAUAUCACUCAUCCGAUCUUACAUAUACUUUCUUGUGACACUGCAAAUGCUGUUCUAGAUAAAGAUAUUUCUGCUGACUGCAAAUGUAAAUUUAGGUAUUAAAAUUGUAUGGCAAGUAAAGAUCUCUUUAAAGAAAAUGUUUAAAUAUAUACAGUUUA
Molecule: messenger RNA, 4748 nt
Organism: Pipra filicauda (Wire-tailed manakin)
Lineage: Eukaryota; Metazoa; Chordata; Aves; Passeriformes; Pipridae
Gene: PRPH2
Product: peripherin 2
Exons: 3
Coding region: 983-2047 (354 amino acids)
Biological process (GO): visual perception
Cellular component (GO): membrane
Source: RefSeq, a predicted model, not a curated record